This is a messenger RNA of Sitophilus oryzae (rice weevil), 733 nucleotides long. RefSeq lists its product as uncharacterized. The record is from RefSeq and is a predicted model, not a curated record. The transcript has 2 exons. Bases 179 to 649 code for a protein of 156 amino acids. Lineage: Eukaryota; Metazoa; Arthropoda; Insecta; Coleoptera; Curculionidae.
AAAAUGAUUUAAUGUCAUCCCAUUCAUGUCGCUUUUGACAUAUUUGUAAUUAAUUUAUUUAUCAAAAUAAAACUAAAAAACAUCCUGUCCAAUAAAUGUUAGAAAUAUUCCAGUAAACCACUCCAAAACUACCUAAACUCGAAGACAUAUUGUUCUAAAAUGCCCAGCCAUCGAAAUAAUGAUCAAAAAUGAACGGAAAACAAUUCAGACCCUACAGUGUUUAGAUAUAUUCGUCAGGAUCAACGGAAUUCGUUCCAAGAACUUCAAGUUCGUGAAGACGCAGUUCUACCAAAAGAUCACAUCGAGUACUGUGAGUAAAAUCACACCGGUGUCCCAGCUUCCGUGGAAAGGGCUUCAAAAUCACCGAUAUGAAAAAGUGAGCACGCCAAAAUCAGGAGAGUACAUACCAAAAUUUAAUCAAAAAGGCUUGGUGGUUGUAUGGCCGCAACCGAAAAAAUUCCCAUACACCAGCGAACUAUACGUUUUGACCUGGUUGUUUGCCCAUACACUGUAUUUCUUGUAUGUCACUACUAUUCUACCGGUUGGGACUGUAAUAAGUAUGAAAAGACCGCCAUGGAACUGUAGAAAAAAAUUGAAAAAACUCGCGAGCAAGAGAGAUUACUUCAUUGAGCCUGAUUGGGAUAGCUGAAAAUUUUGAGUUAAAAUAAAAACAAAUUAACAAUAUAUUUAUGUAAAAUGGUUGUGCGGUCAAUAAAGUGAAAAUGUCAUUAAA